Messenger RNA from Neomonachus schauinslandi (Hawaiian monk seal), 4851 nucleotides. RefSeq names its product ankyrin 3 (gene ANK3). Gene Ontology annotation, biological process: signal transduction. Lineage: Eukaryota; Metazoa; Chordata; Mammalia; Carnivora; Phocidae. The transcript is spliced from 21 exons. The record is from RefSeq and is a predicted model, not a curated record. Gene Ontology annotation, molecular function: protein binding. The coding region runs from base 72 to 3407 and encodes 1111 amino acids.
CAUUCUAAAUCACUGCUUAAGGAAUUCCUGGAAACAACAGGGAAACAUUUGAUCAGCCCCGCCUGGUGGAAAUGGCUUUACCACAGAGUGAGGACGCCAUGACAGGGGACACGGACAAGUAUCUUGGGCCGCAGGACCUUAAGGAGCUGGGUGACGACUCUCUCCCCGCCGAGGGCUACAUGGGCUUCAGUCUCGGGGCCCGUUCCGCCAGCCUCCGCUCCUUCAGUUCGGAUAGGUCGUACACCUUGAACAGAAGCUCCUACGCACGGGACAGCAUGAUGAUUGAAGAACUCCUCGUACCAUCCAAAGAGCAGCAUCUAACAUUCACAAGAGAAUUUGACUCAGAUUCUCUAAGACAUUAUAGCUGGGCUGCAGAUACCUUGGACAAUGUCAAUCUUGUCUCAAGUCCUGUUCAUUCUGGGUUUCUGGUUAGCUUUAUGGUGGAUGCAAGAGGCGGCUCCAUGAGAGGGAGCCGUCACCACGGGAUGAGAAUCAUCAUCCCUCCACGCAAGUGCACGGCCCCCACCCGCAUCACCUGCCGCUUGGUAAAGAGACAUAAACUGGCCAACCCACCCCCCAUGGUGGAAGGAGAGGGAUUAGCCAGUAGGCUGGUAGAAAUGGGUCCUGCAGGGGCACAAUUUUUAGGCCCUGUCAUAGUGGAAAUCCCUCACUUUGGGUCUAUGCGAGGAAAAGAGAGAGAACUCAUUGUUCUUCGAAGUGAAAAUGGUGAGACGUGGAAGGAGCAUCAGUUUGACAGUAAAAAUGAAGAUUUAACCGAACUGCUUAAUGGCAUGGACGAAGAACUUGACAGCCCAGAAGAGCUAGGGAAGAAGCGGAUCUGCAGGAUUAUCACAAAGGACUUCCCCCAGUAUUUUGCUGUGGUUUCUAGGAUUAAGCAGGAAAGCAACCAGAUUGGUCCUGAAGGCGGAAUUCUGAGCAGCACCACUGUGCCCCUCGUCCAGGCUUCUUUCCCAGAGGGUGCUUUAACCAAAAGAAUUCGAGUGGGCCUCCAGGCCCAGCCUGUUCCUGAUGAAAUUGUGAAAAAGAUCCUUGGAAACAAAGCAACAUUUAGCCCAAUCGUCACUGUGGAACCAAGAAGAAGGAAAUUCCAUAAACCCAUCACAAUGACCAUUCCGGUGCCCCCGCCCUCUGGGGAAGGCGUAGCCAACGGGUACAAGGGGGAUAGCACGCCGAAUCUGCGGCUGCUCUGUAGCAUUACAGGGGGCACCUCGCCUGCUCAGUGGGAAGACAUCACAGGAACUACUCCCCUGACGUUCAUAAAGGAUUGUGUCUCUUUUACAACCAAUGUUUCAGCCAGAUUUUGGCUCGCAGACUGCCAUCAAGUUUUAGAAACUGUGGGGUUAGCCACACAACUAUACAGAGAAUUAAUAUGUGUUCCAUAUAUGGCGAAGUUUGUUGUUUUUGCCAAAAUGAAUGAUCCUGUAGAAUCCUCCCUGCGCUGUUUCUGCAUGACAGAUGACAAAGUGGACAAAACUUUAGAGCAGCAAGAGAAUUUUGAGGAAGUUGCAAGAAGCAAAGAUAUUGAGGUUCUGGAAGGAAAACCUAUUUAUGUUGAUUGUUAUGGAAAUCUGGCCCCACUUACCAAAGGAGGACAGCAGCUUGUUUUUAACUUUUAUGCUUUCAAAGAAAAUAGACUGCCAUUUUCCAUCAAGAUUAGAGACACCAGCCAGGAGCCCUGUGGUCGUCUCUCUUUUCUGAAAGAACCAAAGACAACAAAAGGACUGCCUCAAACAGCUGUUUGCAACUUAAAUAUCACUCUGCCAGCACAUAAAAAGGCCGAGAAAGCAGAUCGACGGCAGAGCUUUGCGUCUUUAGCUUUACGUAAGCGCUACAGCUACUUGACUGAGCCUGGAAUGAGUCCACAGAGUCCAUGUGAACGGACAGAUAUCAGGAUGGCAAUAGUAGCUGAUCACCUGGGACUUAGUUGGACAGAACUGGCAAGGGAACUGAAUUUUUCAGUGGAUGAAAUCAAUCAAAUACGUGUGGAAAAUCCAAAUUCUUUAAUUUCUCAAAGCUUCAUGUUAUUAAAAAAAUGGGUUACCAGAGACGGAAAAAAUGCUACAACUGAUGCCUUAACUUCGGUCUUGACAAAAAUUAAUCGAAUAGAUAUAGUGACUCUCCUAGAAGGACCAAUAUUUGAUUAUGGAAAUAUUUCAGGCACCAGAAGUUUUGCAGAUGAGAACAAUGUUUUCCAUGACCCUGUUGAUGGUUAUCCUUCCCUUCAAGUGGAACUGGAAACUCCCACAGGGUUGCACUACACACCACCCACCCCUUUCCAGCAAGAUGAUUAUUUUAGCGAUAUCUCUAGCAUAGAGUCUCCCCUUAGAACCCCCAGUAGACUGAGUGAUGGGCUAGUGCCUUCCCAGGGGAACAUAGAGAAUUCAGCAGAUGGACCUCCAGUUGUAACUGCAGAAGACACUUCCUUAGAAGACAGCAAACUUGAAGACUCAAUGCCUUUAACAGAAAUGCCUGAUGCAGUGGAUGUAGAUGAGAGCCAGUUGGAGAAUGUAUGUCUAAGUGAGUAUCCUCAAUACCUCGGAAGUAUGGCUGGGGUCCCAAAAGAUGUUAAACCAGCAGAGCCAUUCAAACAGCCUAGUAAAAUAGGAGUAAGCUCUGAGCAGCAAGAGAAAGGAAAAUCUGGUCCUGAUGAGGAGAUGACGGAAGAAAAACUCAAAUCUCUAUUUGAGGACAUUCAACUUGAAGAAGGAGUAGAGUCUGAGGAGAUGACAGAAGAAAAAGUACAGGCUAUUCUUAAACGUGUUCAGCAAGCAGAACUGGAAAUGUCUUCAAUUUCAGGUUGGCAGAACGAGACAUCAAGUGGAAACCUAGAGUCCUCUGCUCAAGCUCGAAGAAUAACUGGUGGGUUACUAGAACGGCUGGAUGACAGCCCUGAUCAGUGUCGAGAUUCUAUUACCUCAUAUCUCAAAGGAGAACCUGGGAAAUUUGAAGCAAAUGGGAGCCAUGCAGAAAUCACUCCAGAGGCAAAGACAAAAUCCUACUUUCCAGAAUCCCAAAAUGAUGUAGGGAAACAGAGUGCUAAGGAAACUCUGAAACCAAAAAUACAUGGAUCUGGUCGUGUGGAGGAACCAGCAUCAUCACUAGCAGCCUAUCAGAAAGCUCUAGAAGAAACCAACAAGUUUGUAAUUGAAGAGCCUAAACCCUGUGUGCCUGUCAGUAUGAAAAAGAUGAGUAGGACUCCUGCAGAUGGCAAGCCAAGGCUUAACCUGCACGAAGAAGAGGGGUCCAGUGGGUCUGAGCAAAAGGUCAAAAGUCCGGGUGCGGCUCUUACACGGAUGACUGCUUGCUGUUACAAGCAGGGAGAAGGUUAUAAGGUGAAGACAACAAAGAAGGAAAUCCGGCAUGUGGAAAAGAAGAGCCAUUCAUAACAGUAAACGGAUCAUGUGUUUUUACUGCCAGUAUUGAGAAAUUCAUGGAAGAUAUGUCAGCAGGAAGUAAAAAUUCACGGAGAAGGGUGUGUGUGUUUGCUGCUUCCACACAUUAAUGGCAUGAUUUUUUUUUUAUGCAAAAAGAAAAAAAAAGAGAGAACUACCCACAUUUUAAUUUAGCAUGAGCCAAUUUACAGAGCAUGGAAAUUCACUUUCACUCCCAGGAUUGGCGCGUGUGCAAUUAGCAAUGCAGUGUAUAUACAAGAAGCCAUGCUGUUAACAGUUUAUCUUAAGUAAUUUGGUGUCAUUUACAAAAGGAAGAAAUUCCUGCCGCCAGAACGGACAGAAGAUGGGACGAUGAAAUCACAGAGAAACACUAAAAUUACUAACUCCACAACAGCUCGCCUUAUUUUUCUUGGACCCAAACUGUCAGGGUAUAAACACUAUUUGUUUCUUUUUUAAAACAUCUAUAGUUUUGCUGUAAAUAAUAACACUGUAUAAAUUCUAACAGAAAAAUAGAAUAAAUGUUGAUAAGGCACUGCCUCUUAGAACACAAACAGAAUAUUGCAAAUGCAUUUAACAUACUAGGGGUCUCAAGUGACCACCCUAGAAGAGGGGGGAGGGAUUUUGGGUGGGGGGAUCUUCACUGAUUCUUGUAUAUUAGCAAUUAUAAUGUUUGUAUAUGCAAAACUGCUAGCUUGAUUUAAAAAAAAAAAAAAACAACAAAUCUUUAAAAUCUGCUGCAAAUUUAAAUAAUUCCCUAAAUGAGGAAUUCUGUAGUUCUGUGAAAAAAUUUUUUCUUCAGAAUACUAAUAUUUUGAUGCAUGUGUAUCACCUUAUUUUGAUUAAAUCUUUUCCAGUUUUGCAAACACUACAGUAUACUGCAACACAGAAGAUUUUAUCUGUAAACACAAAGCCCUUCAUCUAAUAUUUGUUGCUAUUGCCAAUUUUUCAAUGAAAUGACCUAAAAAUGGAAAAAAAAAAAUCCCUAUACGGUAGUUGCUUUAGGGGGAGGGGGGUGCUGUUAGUGCUUAAAAGGGGGUAAUGCUUGCUGCUUUAGAGGUGGAUGGUGCUCAUAAGAGGCCCCAGUCGGGCGUAUUUAAAAUGGACUGAACCGAAAUUCUUAGCUAGUAGAAUGGCAGCACGCUGUACAAUUACUACUGUAUCGUGUACUGGCUAUAAGAUGUAGACACCUUUGAAUAAGCCAAUCAUUUGUAACCAUUCUAGCAGUGUCAUAUUAGGUUAAUAAGGCUGCUGUGUUUUAAAGGGCAUUUUUAUUUGGGUUUUGGUGAAAUCCUUUAAUUUGUUGAUUAUAUUCAUAUAAAAUCAGCAUUCAUUGACACAUAGCUCUAAUGACAUAUGUAUGAAAAACCAUACACUGGAUGACCUAGUCGAUUAUUUAAGCCUAAAAUAAAUUGUGUUAAACUCUUCACCCACCUCUGCU